This is a messenger RNA of Ciona intestinalis (vase tunicate), 2239 nucleotides long. Its product is annotated as neuropilin-1-like. The record is from RefSeq and is a predicted model, not a curated record. NCBI's taxonomy places the organism in Eukaryota, Metazoa, Chordata, Ascidiacea, Phlebobranchia, Cionidae.
AGGUGCCGAUAAACUUGACAUAUUUCGCGUUAACAUUUAUUUGUUAUCUUUUUACAGAUAGAUAAAGGGAACCCCUGUAAGGUUAUUUACCGACAGCAGGGAUUUAUUGUACAGGUGUGUAGUAAAAGUGUCAAUCUUGCCACAUAAUGUUUGCAAUUACAUCGACGAUUUUGUUUGCCAAUUUACUGAUUCUACAACAAACAUUUGCACAGGAACAAUGUGGUGGGACUUUAACAGCAAAAGAAGGUGUAUUUCAAACACCACACUACCCGCAUGAAUAUGAUAGCAACACACAUUGUGAAUGGUUAAUUGAAGUAGGAGCCGACCAAGUUGUUCAGCUCACAUUCGCUGAAUUCGACUUGGAUGACAACUAUGAGCGUGACAACUGUCCAACAGAUAGAGUUUUAGUUUAUGAUGGAGACUCCAGUUCUAGCCCUGCACUCACUGGCAGGUUAUGCGGACAAGAAACGCCACCAGUAAUGACAAGUACUGGACGACACAUGAAAAUUUCGUUUAAAGCUGGAGAAGAUUCAUUCGGUGGAAAUGGUUUCAAAGCCACCUAUAAAUCUCUACCAGCUGAAGAUCAUCAAAGAUGCAUCCUGAACAGUUGUGGUGCUGACAUAACCGAUACAAGCUGUAUGAUCCAAUCACCAGGUUACCCAUCUGGUUAUGCUGCUAACCUUAACUGUACAUGGACCAUACGUGCACCCCAAGGCGUUGGGAAUGUUGUCUUUACUUUCACAGAGGCUGACUUUAAAAGAAAGGUUGAUGGCAGGUGUUCUCUCAACAAUGUCACCUUAUAUGAUGGAUCAAACAUUAAAGCUCCGGUUCUUCAUGAACCAAGUUGUCAUACAGAAGACAACCGGCUUAAAACAACUGUAAUUCGCUCUACAGGUCCAGUAUUAAUCAUAAACAUGCGCACAAGUGCUGCAUCUGACAUUAAGCAUGGCUUCAAUGGAAACUUUGUGAUUGAGGGAGGGGUGUCAACAACAACAACAACACCAACACCACUUCCAAUGACCAGCACAACAACAACUACUACUACAACUUCCACAACUACCCCUACCACCACCACCACUACCACUACUACUACCAUUUCCACAACACUCAAGCAACUUUUGUCAAAGAAAACAACUGUUGGAGAAAAUGCUAAAGAAAGCACGAGUAAUGAACCAACAGAGAACCCCGUUGACAAUUCUAUUAGUCACAACCCUGCUGCUGUCUCAGGACUUGUUAUUGGGUGCGUUGUGGCCGUUGCUAUUAUUGUCUUCGCAAUUCUUCUUUUCGUUGCAUUUAUUCACUGGAAGCGACAAAAUCAUAGAUUCAACAUCCGACUUCGUGAAGAAGACAAUAGAAGCGAUGUGAAUACUCUCAUCUCAUCCGUGGACUCCCAGGAGUUUGAUUACAAAAACAGAAACAGCAAAAUUGUGAAAGUCCACGAAGAGGAAGAGCCAAUGUUUCAACUGUAAUUUUUGACCAUACCACCGCACUUUUGAGAGGUUUUAUUCAAAAAAUUUUACACAAAAUAUUUGAUAUAAUAUUGCAGUGCUCUCUUUCAACGUAGUGCUUUGACAUUGUUGCACAAAUUCUCCAGAAUGCUCAAGGUUCCUAAACCUUCUUCAUCACUACAUAGUUCCCACACAAAUUAUAUAUCUUUUCCAACCUACUGUGUAAUUAUUUAUUGCUCCCAUUUUUGUGUCCAUGCUCUGUAUUACUUGCUACAUAGUUAGGGUGAGUUAUACUGCCUUCGCAAUAAGCUUGUACAUAGUUGCGCCAUACGAGACAUAGGAUUCCUCUUAUUUAUCUGCAUAUGGUUACUGCAUUAUCCGCAUAUGGUUGACAUUGACACAUUGUAUAAUAUUAUUAUUCACCUUUGUACUGGCUGUCUUAACCUCUUUCGCGAACCCUUUUUUAAUGCACCUUACACAAUUUAGAAAUGGCAGUGGUGCCAGUUCCUGAAUUUAUUAAUAUUUGCUGGUUGUUGACCCAAAAAUGUGGCGAAGCUGGCAACACUGUUCAGUGCAAAUUCUUUUCACUGUGAAGCAAAAUCAGUUGUGCAUUCUAAGAUUAACGUUCGCUGCUUCUUACAAUGGAAUUAUAUGCUUCUUAGUCUUAUUAUAGAGUUGAUUCUGUGCGUCCCUGAUAACGAUACCAACAAUUAAUUGUCGUAAUAUUGUUUUAUUUUUCUCUGCUAAUACGGCAAGUUGGUAAACAAUAAAUCUCCUUUUGGAUUAUUCAA